Xenopus laevis (African clawed frog) is the source of this 2451-nucleotide messenger RNA. Its product is annotated as E3 ubiquitin-protein ligase TRIM7. Lineage: Eukaryota; Metazoa; Chordata; Amphibia; Anura; Pipidae. The coding region runs from base 135 to 1709 and encodes 524 amino acids. The record is from RefSeq and is a predicted model, not a curated record. The transcript is spliced from 2 exons.
CAUUGCUGCUGCUGCUGCUCUCGCGGGCUUCCUCUUCCUGCUCCAGAUCACGGGCUGGAUAUCGACUCUGAUAUCGACUCUGAGGGAAAGUUUUAGGAGCCUUAAAUCACAAAUUGCUGUUCCUGCUCUCAGUAAUGGCGUCGGCUGCUGAUCUAAGAGAAGAGCUGAGCUGCUCCAUCUGCCUGAGCAUUUAUACUGAUCCUGUAUCCCUGCCGUGUGACCAUAACUUUUGCCGGGGCUGUAUUGGGAGGGUGCUGGGCACCCAGGAGGGAUCUGGGGCUUAUUCCUGCCCUGAAUGCAGACAGGAGUUUAAGGAGCGCCCUGCCCUGCCCAGGAACAGAACUCUGGGGAACAUAGCAGAGCCAUUCCUUUCUGCUCAGCCGGAGCCGGGGGAGACUGGGAUUCCCUGCACCUACUGUGACUCCCAUGUACCUGCUGUUAAAACUUGUCUGCACUGUGAAGCUUCUCUGUGUAAUAAGCACCUGAGGAUGCAUAGAAAGUCAUCAAAACACGUCCUAAUAGAACCCACAAUGCACCUGGUGGACAAGAAGUGCUUAGUCCACGAUGAACCCCUGAAAUAUUACUGCUGGGAGGAGUCUGUCUGUGUCUGUGUGUCCUGCUGUCUGGUCGGAGAGCACAGGGGCCACAGGGUGGAGCUGCUGAGUGAGGCCUCUGAGAAGAAGAAAGAGACACUGAGGAAAGUCCUGGAGAAACUGAGGCCAGAGAGAGAGGAGACUGAGAGAGAAGCCCAGAGACUGCAGGAGCGCAGGAGAGAAGUGGCAGAAAAAGCAGCCGGUGAGACAGAGAGAGUCACUGCCCUGUUUAGAGACAUCAGGGAACAGCUGGAAACCCUAGAGAAGCGACUCCUGAGUGACAUCUCCAGCCAGAAAGAGAAGCUCUCACUCACACUCACUGAUCUGAUCCACCAGAUGGAAAUAAAGAAGGACGAGCUGUCCAGGAAGAUCCGUCACAUUGAGGAGCUGUGCAACAUGGCAGAUCCACUCACUGUCCUACAGGAACGGGAAUCACAUGGAGCUGCAGAUAAUGAGGGGGGCAGAAAGAGACAUGAUAUAAAGGUCCCUGCUAUAGGGGAUCUGGAUGUGGAUCUGAUCUCAGAGACAUUACUCACAGGCUUAGCUGCCAUUGUGACUGGAGUAAAGGGAAGGAUCUAUGGGCAGGAGGCUACAGACCUGUUACUGGAUAUAAACACGGCUGGGAAUUAUGUAUCUGUAUCGGAGGACAGGAAAUCUGCUUUUUUCUCACUCACAGCCCAGCGUUAUCCAAAAACCCCAGAGAGAUUUCAGUUGGUGCCUCAGACUUUAAGCAGCAGGAGUUUCCCCUCAGGGCGACAUUACUGGGAAGUGGAGGUCAGUGAAUCAGGGGAGUGGAAGGUAGGGGUGGCCUAUCCCAGUAUAGAGAGGAGAGGGGCCCGAACCUGUAUUGGGAAUAAUAACAAGUCCUGGUGUUUGUACAGAUGGGAUGAUGAUACCUAUUCAGUGAUACAUGACAGUAACUGGACACAUUUUCCCCACAUCCCUCCCUGCAGAAGAAUCAGGAUCUCACUGGACUAUGAGGCCGGACGUCUGUCCUUUUAUGCGCUGAGUGAGCCAAUCAGACACUUACACACCUUCACUGCCACAUUCACUGAGCCCCUCCAUGCUGCAUUCUGUCUUAAUCAUGGUGGUGCCUGGGUGAGAAUUCUUAAAUAAAUCCCUGCCCAGUACCAAUAUGUUGUGGCCCCCCUGUUAACAGUGAAUUAACCCUAUUAAACCCUAUGAUAGAAUUACCACUAUUCAUGAUACACAGAAAUACUGAAUAAACGCUGUUUAGUGUAUUUUCCCUGUCUCCUGAUCUUACAUCAGUACUGCACUGGAGCACAUUCUAUAAACAAUAUAUAGGGAUAUUAUAAACCUGUGGUCCUUGAUGCUUCCAUACCUGGUGGGGUACUGGGGUACUAUCCCUUACUAACCAUCUCUGUGAGGGGACAAGAUGGCCAAGCUUAUCAGCCUCAUGUUGUGGUUAUGUUUGAGGUGAGAUAUAACAGAUGGAGCUGCCUCUUGCUAGACCUGUACUGCAUACAAGAUGUAUCAGACACUCAGAUAAUGGGUUAUUGCUCAGGGAGCUGAACAGUCUCCAACCUCUAACAUUGGACAAAUAAACCCUUCCCUGCUCCCAGAUUCAGUUUAUAGACAACAGGGGAAAUCCAAGCUGUUAAAAGGAAAGAUUUACCGAACCCCAACUUUAUAACUGUGAAUGGGGGGUUCAGCCCAUCUCACCACUAUGUGUGUAGAUAAAUAACUUGGCUUUUUUAAUUGGGUGACUUUUCAUUUAUCUUGUGACUGUGACAGGGGCUUGUAUUUCCUGCAAAAGCUUUAAAUAUUGUUUUAAUCCAUAAAAUAAAGUGUUUGCAUGUCUUUAUUGUGAUUCAUAAUAAAAUCUGAUUAGAUUUUC